Molecule: messenger RNA, 3918 nt
Organism: Rotaria sp. Silwood2
Lineage: Eukaryota; Metazoa; Rotifera; Eurotatoria; Philodinida; Philodinidae
Source: the annotation of a GenBank genome assembly
AUGUCGUUCGAACAAUCUACAUUCGAGUCACCACCAUUAUCCAAACAAGACAAUUAUAAUAAAUAUUCGAGAAAACCAAAAAGUUCGGCAAAAUCAGAUUAUUGUAAAGUAUGUGGUGACGACGCAACUAUCAUCAAUUAUGGUGCACUUUCUUGUCAAUCAUGUAAAACAUUCUUUCGUCGAAACGGCUUUCGUCCUGAAAGUGUGCGUCCAUGUUCAUUAAAUAGAUCAUGUGAAGUGAUCUUAAAAACACGACGAAAUUGUACUGCUUGCCGUCUUGCUAAAUGUCUGUCAGUCGGUAUGAGUUCAGAAUUAAUUCGUAAAGAAGAAUUGCAAAGUAAAAAGUCUUCGUCAAUGUCUAAAUCCAAAUCUACUAAAUAUGCUGUCUCCAAACAACUAACAUUUACACCAGAGCGAUUAACAUUGGAUUUUCUUCACAAGGAUCGGUCUCUGACCAAUUCUGAAUGGACAUUAUUGUCGAAUAUUAUACAUUCUCAUGAUACAUUUAGUAUAAUUCCACAAAUUCGUCAAAUCAUCGAAAGAUUAUCAACAUUGCCGAGUGAAAUACAAAUCGAUGAAACAAAUGCAUUUGAAUUCGUCAUUCUUAUGUAUAAAUCGAUGCAAUUAUUUAUUAGUUCUUCAUUGGAUUUUCAUAUACUUACGGCAACUUUUCAGCUUCUAUUGAUAGCUUUAUUUCGAUGGACGACUAUUACUUGUCGAUUCAAUCUUUACAAUACUGAUCAAGCAAUUAAACACAAUGAUUUACAAUUUGAUUGCCUGGAUUAUCAUGUUUAUGGUGGCAAGUUAGCUUAUCAAGAAUUACGAGAUUUAACCAAUGAAGUCAUUCCAUAUUGUUUUCGUCCAGCAAAUCAUGUCGAUGAGUUUUUAAUCGAAGCUUCUCUCAAUCCACUUUCUCAAAGUUUAAGUUUUCAAGAACUACGCAUGGAAAACAUCACUUCACAAGAACUUCUCUUGUGGUCAAUUUCGAUUAGUGUGACUGAACAAUAUCAAUUGUAUCUCAAUGAACCAAAGUCGUCAUUGAAUAUGUAUUUCUACAAUUGUACUGAGCCAUGGUUUGGUCCUUUAUGUCAAUAUUCGUUUGAGUUCGAUGAACAAAUGUCUUUUGACGAAAUUGUUAAUACUAUAUUUCAUGGAAGAACGUCGUACAUCAAGUCGUCUGAUAUAAUGGUCCAAGUACCGUGCUAUGCUCUUCUAAAAUGUCAUCGUAAUGGACAAGUUUGGUGUCUUGAUUGGCGCGAAGUGUGCGAUGGGAUACUUGAUUGUUUUGAUGAAGGUAUCGAUGAAGAAUCUUGUUUCGAUAUGGAAAUAAAUGAAUGUGAAGACAAUGAGUAUCGAUGUCAUAAUGGAUUAUGCAUUUCAGAUAAGCUCUGGCAAGAAGGAGAAGGCGAUGCGGACUGUCUUGAUCGGUCAGAUGAAUUACAAUUCGUCUCGUAUCCAGACUUCUGUUUUCAAGAUCCAACAUUUCGCUGUGAAGAACAUACUUGCAGAAGAAACCUUAAAAGAUUUUCAUGUGGAGAUGGCCAAUGUGUUAAUCAAUUUACAGACUGUCAUAAUGGCCGCCAUGACUUACUAAUUGACCUGAUGACAACCAAAAGUAACCUAAAAGAUGAAUGCUGGAUUGCUAUGGUCUGUUUGACUAAACUUCGCAAGCAAGUUAAUGGAACUUCGUGUGAAACAUGGCUAAUGAACAAUUCAACUUAUGAACUUCUCAAACAAUGCGAUCCUUUCUUCCAGUUUCCAACUAUUCCAGUUUAUUCUGGUCAUGUUCGUUUCUUUUAUGAAAAUGUUUAUUUGAGACCAAUUUCAGAUGAUUCUUUUUUACCUGAUUAUGUUUGCUACGAUCAGCAAUUAUGUCAUUGGAUUACGCCUCAACUAGUCCAUGAAAAUCUUACUUGUCUUCAAGAUCACAAAUCAACACUUUACUGGGGUACACCUCAGUCUUAUUGGACGUUUAUCAUGGGGGCGAUUGAAUAUUAUUUCGAUUCUUGCUUAAUUCCUUCUUUUAUCUUCCACAACAAAACAAAUUAUAGCAAUCAUCCAUCAUUAUAUAACUGUCAAAACUCAACUAAAUGGAUUUCUAAGUAUCGUAUCUUGGAUGAAAUACAAGAUUGCUAUAACAACGAUGAUGAAGUGUAUCAAAGUAGCUGCCUACUUAAUCAUCGAUAUCGAGUAAAACGAUGCGAUCGAAAGAACUGUUGGUCUCCUCUAUUGAAAUCCGGUAAUUGUAUAUUUAAUGGCGUAAAAAUUGAGAAAGAAAUUCCAUUUGAAAGUUUCUGCGAUGGUAUGGCCGUAUACAAUUUCAUCAAUAAUAAUGAAGAAAUAUUAACUGAUGAGACCGAAUGUAAAUUUGCAUGGUGUGACAAUAUAUAUGCACGUUGCGAUGAUUUUUGGUCAUGCUCAGAUGGACGAGAUGAAGUCAAUUGUAGGCGAACAGAAUGUCCUUUAGAAACUCUCGCAUGCGUUUGUCCUCUCAACUAUACAGUGAUUUGCUUACCAAAGGAGCGCGUUCGAGAUAACAUAUCUGAUUGCUUUGGAGCGACAGAUGAGCAAAACGAAUGUCGACAAAUAUAUAAUUCAAUUAACAAAUCUAUGCGUCUCCAAUGUUUGAACACUAGUAUCUGCAUACAACCAUCUCAAUUAUGUGACGGCCAAAAGGAUUGCAUGUAUGGUGAUGAUGAAGAUAUUUGUAAUACUCAUCAAAUCACAUGUGAAAAAAGUUCGUCACACAAUUAUAGUGAAGUUGAAUUGAUUCUUUGUGAACUGAAUGAAGGUGAAAAUCGCAAAUAUUUAUACUUUUCUGUACAUACUUUAACUAACCAUCCUCUAUUGAAAAAAAGUAUCAUCAAUGAAAUGACUCCAUGGUCAAUAAAUCAGGGUCCUGUCGUAAAUGUCAAUGUAUCUCAAGUUAAAAAUAAACUAUGGCCAUGGUAUUGUAAUCGUGGACUUGUUGUUCAUACUUGGAAUAAAAACAACAAUUAUACUAAGACAUGCAUGUGCCCACCUAGUUAUUAUGGUAAUCAAUGUCAAUAUCAAAAUCAACGAAUUAGUUUGACAUUACAAUUGACAGCAGUUGAUAAAUUGGCUACUUAUGCUAUUGUCAUUAUGUUGAUCGACGACGAUGAUGAACAUCAAGAGAUUAAUGCAUAUGAUCAAUUUAUAUACAUAGUAAAACAAAGUUGUAGUAUUAAAUUCAAUCGAUAUUUGCUAUUUUCAACACGACCAAAAAACUUUUCCAAGAGCUAUGCUGUACGUAUCGAUGCAUUCAAAAAAAAUGAAAUGAAAUAUGUUGGCAGUUGGCACUUUUCUAUUGAUUUUCUUUUUUUGCCUGUCAAUCGAUUAGCUGUUACAUUAGAGAUAUUGAAUCAACCAAUUCAGACUUUGUCAAAUUGCACGAAUACUUGCAAGAAUGGCGAAUGUAUAAAAUACUUAAACAAAGAAAAAUAUUUCUGUCGAUGUCAUUCUGGAUGGUCAGGCAUUCAAUGUAAUAUACCGAUGAAUUGUCAUUCAUGUUUGUCCAGUUCAAUCUGUAUAGGAUCAUCAAAAAAUCAGUCGAUAUGUGUAUGUCCUUUAGAAAGAUUUGGUCCACGAUGUCUAUUACAAUCAACAUGUCCAAUCAAUGCUUGUCAAAAUAAUGGCCAAUGUGUACCAGCUGAUGUAAGUAUUCCUGGAAGUGAUUAUACUUGUAUUUGUUCGGAUGAAUUUUUUGGACCAAACUGUCAAUUUUCAAAAGCUAAAGUUGAUGUUUCUUUGAAUAACAUCCAUGUUACAUCACAUCUUAUAGCUUAUUUCUUCACUCUAUCUAACGAAUCUCAUCCAAUCAAUACAAUUAUACUUCGAAAGUUGACUCUUUUUCAAUAUAUUGUUACUUUCCAUAUUUCAAUGCCCUAUAGGCGCUAG